AUGUCUAAUAGUGUUAGAAGAUCGUCUUCCAACAAGGGGGGGAUAAUACAAGAGAAACGAAAUAGUCAGGGAAAUGGUAAAGGACCCAUGAGAGGAGAAGGAGUACUUUCUGCACAACGUGAUAGACGAUUCAGUAUAAUAUCGGCUGACGAUGAUGAUGAUGAUGAUGUAAGUGAGGAGAGUGGUGAUGACGAUAAUAGUGAAGAGUAUCGAAAUAGAAUGAUAUUUGAUAAAGCACAGAGAGAAGUUGAUGCUAUAAUAGGCUCUAACAGUGAACGGUCUUACCCAGAUUCGUCGUCAAACUUCUCUUCGGAUGAUGAUGAUGAUGAUAACGUGGAUUUUGUGGAGUUGACCAAGCUGAAGAGGGCUAGAGCAAUGAAAGCUGCUAAGAGGAUCAGAUAUGGAAGAAACGCACAGAAAAAUAUAUCCAAACAAGUACCAACUUUUGAUCAAUCGAUAGAUCCAAAAGAUGAGGUGUCUGAUAGUAAUCCAGAGCUUGUUAAUGGUGGCUCUAGCGAGUUGGAAGUGGCCAUACCGGUAGAAGAACAAGAAUUGGACGACUCUCUAGUUGACGCAGUGAUACUUGAAGAGGAAAAAAGGCUGCCGGAACUGUAUGAAAGUUCAUCCACGGCGCUUACUAGUGACGAAAACUGUAAAGAGAGUGUAAGGAAUCCAGAUGAUCUGAUUGAUCUUGGAUUUGACUUUGAGUUUGUUCAGAAGAAGUCCGAGGAACCCAUACUGCCAAACCCAAUAGAGCAACUAACUAAUGAAGAUCUUGGAGAAGCUGUGCAGGAAUUACCACAAGUGGAGGCUAAAGUCUCAGAUGAGCCGGUGACUCUGGUUGUUCCCAAGAUUGAUGAAACAGAGCUCAAUUCAGAUGCAGAUUAUGACUUCGAUCCUGAUGAACUUAUACAGGCUUUACAGAAUGAUGACGAUGAGUUGGAGCUACUUGGUAAUAGUGAUGAAGAUUACAAUAACUUUUUGCGCGCUGGCAAUAUAGACAUAUCGAGUGAUGCUGAUGGUUCUACGAAUCUAAGGGGAAGUUAUUUGACUAAAGAGGAGACACAAGCUAUGGUGAAAGAACUGGAGAACAAAGAAAGCAUUACAGAUGGUUACGUGGAUGAGGUAGGCGAUGGUGAUAAUGAUAAAGAUAACGAUGAUGAAGAAGAAGAAGAAGAAGAAGAAGAAAAUUAUGCUGCAGGCGAAGACAAUGAUGAUGAUGAUGAUGAUGAUGAUUCACUGGAUAUUCUUGGAUUCAGAGAUAUAUUUGGAGGUGAUAAGCUACCUCGUGGCAGUCUUUAUGUUCCUCAAAGUGCGCUAUUUUCUGGGGAUGAAGAGGUCGAUGUGCUGAGUGAUGACGAAAAUGAAGAUUUUAGCAGUGAUAACGGGGAUGAUGAUGAUGUUGAUAAUAAUGACAGUGAAGAUGAUACAAAUCUACUCCACUACUUUUUCUCUUCCAGUUCGUCUGAAAGUGAAGCUGAUGAAACCACAAUGUCUGCCGAGGGAGAGAAUAGGAUUCAAGAGGAGGCCGCACAAACGGAUAGUGAAGUCACGGAUGAAGAUACAAAUCUUCGACCGAAAUCGAUACAUAUGCUUGGUAGUAAAAGAGCAAAGGAGGUUCUCUCAUCAUCAAAAAAUAACUUUCGUGCACCUAAGUUGGGUACAUUCCUUGUUUCUCGGUUUAAAAAACCUUUUGGUAUCAUUGAUGGAUAUUCUACUCGGUUUCUAUAUCCUAAAGGAAGCAAACUUUCUGUUCUCAAAGGAACGCUUGCUCCUCUAGAUAACACUAAAGGUCUUACGAAAGAGCAACGGCAACUUCUUCAACAAAAAACACAGAAGCAGGCUCAAGUGGGAGGCAGCCGAAUGAACCCUUCCGUGUCAAUUGACGAGCUUUUAAACAUCAGUGAAUUUGAAGAUGAUGCUAAAGUUGUUGACAAUGAGGGUUCCAACAAUUCCCGCUGGGACUCCUUCUUCAGCAAGAAGAGAGUCCCUCUUACUGCCUUCAGAAACAGAGGGCUGCUGAACAACGGAAUUGCCAAUAAUUAUGCAGAUGCAACCCGGAAAUAUACAUUUCAGACAGACUCGUCAAUGGUUCGUGGACCUCAUCGGCAUCGUCAUCAUCGUCACCACCAUCGUUGCACUGAGGAUCAUAACGAUGGGACUUUGCUAAAAAAGAAGCUUGGCAGCAAGUUAAAGGUGGAAACAAAGAAUUCCAAAAACCCAAAGGGCUCGAAGAACUCAAAGAACUCUAAGAAUUCCAAGAAGAUUGGAUUUCGCAAGGAUUCCGAUUUUGGUGAUGAAUUUGUGAUAGGUGUGAAAGAGCCUUUAAAGUUGAAGAAAGGAUCCAAGAAAAGAAUGGGACGAAAAAGUAUAGUAGAGGCCCAGGCAGAGGGGUACCGAGCUACCAAGUCAGGGUUAUUUAAUGAGGAUGUUCUGAAUGAUGUGGAGUCGUUACUGAUGGACAUUGGAGCAGCUGAAGAUUACAAUGUUCUCUUUAGCACGGAAAAGUAA
Molecule: messenger RNA, 2511 nt
Organism: Brettanomyces nanus
Lineage: Eukaryota; Fungi; Ascomycota; Pichiomycetes; Pichiales; Pichiaceae
Exons: 1
Coding region: 1-2511 (836 amino acids)
Biological process (GO): regulation of ribosomal protein gene transcription by RNA polymerase II
Molecular function (GO): transcription coregulator activity
Source: RefSeq, a predicted model, not a curated record